This is a messenger RNA of Perkinsus marinus ATCC 50983, 1599 nucleotides long. RefSeq names its product Serine carboxypeptidase, putative. The transcript has 15 exons. Bases 1 to 1515 code for a protein of 504 amino acids. The record is from RefSeq and is a predicted model, not a curated record. Gene Ontology annotation, biological process: proteolysis. Gene Ontology annotation, molecular function: serine-type carboxypeptidase activity. Lineage: Eukaryota; Perkinsozoa; Perkinsida; Perkinsidae.
AUGAUCGGCAUCAUCGUUCUGAUUGUAGUCCUGUUGGCUGACUACCCCUCGAUGGGACAGUUGGUCAUAGACAGCUCGAAGCUCACUGAAGAUGCUCUCUUUCAUCCGGAAAGCGAGUUGGCGGAACCACUAGCAGCCGCUACUUUGUUCGAGCCUAAGCUGACGGUCACUUCGAUGAGGCAGAAGGACGGCCUCUGCGACCCCUCAGUGGCUCAGUUCGCAGGCUAUUUCGAAGCCCGCCCUAAAAAAAGUUACUUCUUCUGGUUCUUCGAGUCCCGUAGCGAUCCUGAGAACGACCCGACGGUCAUGUGGCUAACGGGAGGUCCCGGAUGCAGUAGCCAGCUGGCCUUGCUAGGAGAGAACGGUCCAUGCUCAGUCAACAAGGAGGGCACGGGAACGAUUCCCAACGAUUAUUCGUGGAAUAAUCGAUCUAAUAUCUUCUGGGUAGAUCAGCCACCGGGAACAGGAUUCAGCAAGGGCUCAUACGAUCAUGAUGAAGAUGGUGUUGCCGAAGAUAUGUAUUGGUUCUUGGUCCAGUUGUUCACCAAACACCCUGAGUACAACAGGAAAUUCUACAUAGCAGGAGAAUCCUAUGCUGGACAUUUUAUCCCAGCUAUAUCACACAAGAUCUUCCUCGAGAACAAGAAGGCCAACGGGUUCACUAUUAAGUUGGAUGGUGUGGCUAUAGGCAACGGUAUGACCAAUCCUGAAGAACAAUACAAGUGGUAUCCUCUGAUGGCAUACAACAGCACUACCGCACCAAGCCGGGUAUAUGAAGAAAUGAUGGCGGCUGUUCCCGGCUGUGUUGAAGCUAUUCGUAAAUGCAAUAAGGAUGGAAGUUUCGCUUGCACCAAGGCCUUCCUCCAAUGUAACCGCGCACUGUUCAGUCCAUAUCAGGAGAAGGGUCUCAACCCGUACGACAUGCGUCAGAAGUGCGAACACCCGCCGCUUUGCUACGACUUUUCGCAUAUUGACAAGUUCUUGAAUGAUAAGAAAGUCCAAGAGGAACUCGGUGUUAAUACCAAGUGGCAGGAGUGCAACACUCUGGUUAACAUCCUGUUCAACUGGGACUUCAUGCACAAUUUCCAUCAACUGCUCAGCGAUCAAAUAGAGAGUGGCACACGUGUGCUGAUCUAUGUCGGUGAUGUUGAUUAUAGUUGUAAUUGGAUCGGUAACAAGAAGUGGGCACUGAAUUUGGAGUGGCAAGGUCAAGAACAAUUCAACAAGCAGGAGGAUCGGGAUUAUAAGAAUACAUCCGGCAAAGUUGCGGGGAAAGUACGCAGUGUUACUUUGGACAAUGGGGGGCAGUUCUCGUUCAUGCAGAUUAGAGAGGCCGGGCAUAUGGUGCCGAUGGACCAGCCGGCGGUAUCUCUCCGUAUGCUCAACGACUUCCUCGAUAACAAGCUACCUACCCAACAUCUUGGCUCCUCUCCCCAGGUUCCCUUGUUCGAAGCCAUUGAUAGGCAAUAUGUCGAUACAGAUGAUCAACCGCUUGUAAUAGACAUUGUACUCUAGUGAAACUUUGGACAUCACUUGUCUCACCUUCUUGCCUAUGGCCUCCGGAUUCGUUCCGGUAGGGGUUCUGUGAUCUGAUUUUUU